UUACAAAAUUGUAAGAUAAUACGAGAUUAAAAAUGAAAAGUUCCACCUUCCCAAGGCGGUUCGAACCCAAAACAGGACCCCAAUUUCAACUUCGUUGUCAACGUCCUCGUCUUCAACCGCCUCACCGCACUCUCCCGGUGCCCCUCGCCGCCUCAGUGGACGCGAUCGGUGAAAAGGUUGUGCAUUAUAGGACGGGCAAUGUGGCCUGGACGCCCUGUGGUUGAAGGCAUGGUGUGCUGCUUCCGAUCACGAGUUCGCCUUCGAGGUGGAGGAUGGCAUAGAUGUUUCCUCGCUGUACCAUGAGUUCGUUAAGGUGCUGAUUCCCAAUUAUAGCCUUCCAUCUUUGGUGUUUGGUAGGAAUAGAUCAAGACCUGAGCACAGGCAUCAACACUGAAUGCUAAGCCUGAAGGAUUCAAUGAAGCUAAACCUGAAAAAGGUAACGGAGAAAAGAAUCAGAUCAGAGAAUGCCUGAACAUGAAGGACAUACCAAAAUGCAAAGACACGGAAUUGGAAGCUCUGAACAUGGCAAUGAAAAUUGAGCUUUUGGAUAGAGAGGGGAGAUGAAUCAGCUGGGAGUACCCCUUGUGUCAAACAUGAGAAAGUAGAUAUCGUGCUAUAAAAAGACCCAUGGGAUGCAUUUUUUUCUUCCACAUGGCACAACCCAGCUGACAACUUUGCAUAUCUAGAACUUUGAGAAAGCUUGCCAUUUCCAUGAGUUUACAAGUAAACAUGGAAACAAAUUACAGUUGAAUGAUAAGACACGGCUUUUCCUAAAUCAGUUAUCUGGCACACGGGAUCAAAUUCUCUUUCCAAAGCCAUGGAAAGAAAGAGUUCAGGCUGUGGUUUGACGAGAACAUGGCGAAAGGGCAAUAGAAAAAACAUAUCUUGUGACUGCAAGAUGGUAUAGAGAGAAAAGAGUUUUAAGUGUUUCUCACAGAGCUGCUGGAGUAAACUUUGGGAGAACAGCUAAUUUAGCUUGCAUAUUCUUUUGACCCAUUUUGUCUUGUCAUUUGUAACAAAAUUAAGUCGAAUUGAGUCUUAAGAUUGAGUCGAAUUAUAUUUUCACGAUUGAAUUAUUUAAACAUCUAAAUCUCUUAGUGUUUUUAUUUUCAUCAUAACUAUAGAUGCUUUUAAGGGAACGUAUUAAAUGAUUUUUGUUACUUCCAAAAAAGGAGAUAUUGUGUCUAAAAACUAUCACUUCUCCAGGAGUAUUAUUCCCUUUUGAAAUGAAAAAUAUCUCAACUCAAAUUCACCUUAUAUCUCAACAAAAUAUAUAAUUAUUUCACCCUGAAUUUUGUUUUUGAUUUAUUAAUUAAAAAUAAUUUCUAAAGUGUAGAAAUAAAAUAAAAAAAAUGAUUGGGUGAUUUAGAGGAAGUGAGACAAGGAGGAAUUGAAUGGAGAAUCGGAAGACAUCGGCGUACUACGAGAACAGAGCGGUGCAGUUCGGGGUAGUGAGCACCGAGUGGCUUGCUCAGGCUCAGUCCGCCACUGUCCCUCGUUCCCCUUCUUCUCCUUCUCCAUCUCCUCCUCUUCCUCCUGCCCACAAUGACGCCGACAAACCCUUCUCCGUCAUCGAGGAGUUCGACACCUGGCGCAAGCACCCCGAUUUGGCGGAAGCCGUCGCCGCCAUUCGUGCCUUGGCCGCCGUCAUCCGCUCCAGCAAGGCCACAACCAUGAUGCAACUCGAAAUCCAACUCAAAAGCGCCUCCGAUUCCCUCAAAUGUUGGGAUACAACUUCAAUCUCCUUAACCGCCGCCUGCGAUCUCUUCAUGCGAUACGUCACCAGGACUUCCGCUCUCGAGUACGAAGACUUCAAUUCCGCCAAGUCUCGCUUGCUCGAACGCGCCGAUAAGUUCGGCGAAAUCUCCUUCAAGGCUCGCGAAAUCAUUGCAAUGCUGAGCCAGGAUUUUAUAUUCGACGGUUGCACAAUUCUUGUUCACGGUUUCUCCAGAGUCGUGCUUCAGAUUCUCAAACUCGCUGCACAGAAUAACAAGCUCUUUAGAGUCUUGUGCACAGAGGGGAGACCGGAUAGAACGGGUUUGCGGUUUUCCAAUGAGCUGGCGAAGCUUGAUGUGCCUGUGAAGCUUGUUAUAGACUCUGCAGUGGCUUAUACUAUGGAUGAGGUUGACAUGGUGUUUGUUGGGGCAGAUGGAGUUGUUGAAAGUGGUGGUAUAAUCAACAUGAUGGGAACUUACCAAAUUGCAAUGGUGGCUAAGAGUAUGAACAAGCCAGUUUAUGUGGCUGCUGAAAGUUACAAGUUUGCUCGAUUUUACCCUCUGGAUCAAAAGGAUUUGGCCCCUGCCUUACGCCCUGUUGAUUUUGGUGUGCCUGUUCCAUCCAAGGUUGAGGUUGAAAGUUCUGCACGGGAUUAUACUCCUCCUCAGUAUCUCACUCUGCUUUUCACUGAUUUAGGUGUCCUUACUCCAUCAGUUGUUAGUGAUGAACUUAUCCAGCUAUACUUGUAGCUAUUCCAGUAUAACUAUUUUUCGAUUCUCUGAAACCGUUGGCUUCACUUCAAGAUUGUGUUUUAUGGUAUAAUUUUGUAACAAGACAUGCAUUAGCAUGUUCAAUGUAACCAAGGAUCUCUUAUUCACGUCACAAACCUAA
Messenger RNA from Vigna radiata var. radiata (mung bean), 2607 nucleotides. RefSeq names its product translation initiation factor eIF-2B subunit alpha. Gene Ontology annotation, molecular function: translation initiation factor activity; guanyl-nucleotide exchange factor activity. Gene Ontology annotation, biological process: translational initiation. The transcript is spliced from 8 exons. Bases 1395 to 2465 code for a protein of 356 amino acids. Gene Ontology annotation, cellular component: eukaryotic translation initiation factor 2B complex. NCBI's taxonomy places the organism in Eukaryota, Viridiplantae, Streptophyta, Magnoliopsida, Fabales, Fabaceae. The record is from RefSeq and is a predicted model, not a curated record.